AUGAACAAAUUGAUUGGGGCACAAAUCCCCCGCACUUGGAACAACAAGGCCUGGGGAAACUUCUCCCAAAGUAGGUAUGUCUCAGCCAACUUUGAGUACAGCCCCUCCAGUACAAUCUCCCGAUUUAAGACCAUCCCCAUUGUCGAACGGGAUUCAACGAAAUGGCAGAAAUCAUGCCACGAUGUGAAGGGACAGCAGACAUUCCCCGAUAGCAACCACGAAUUUUUUGAGCUAAUUAAAAAAAGUGCAAAAGAUAAAAAGCAACAAAAUGAUCUCUCCCUUUGGAACAAGUAUUGCAGAGAAGUAAAAAUCCGAGUGAACGAAAAGAAUAUUAGUCCCCAGAUCAUUACGACUUUUUUUACGUUCCUUUCACAGACGGAUUAUAAAAAUGACCGCCUUAUCAGUGAGGUGCUAAAUCGGUGCAUUCUGCGCCUUGGCGAAUUUGACCUCGUGCACAUGUGUGCUCUGCUAAACGCGUUGGGGCGGAUGCACUUCCGAAGCGCCUACUUUUUGGACGAGGCGGGGAAGAAGCUGAUGGGUGAGGGGGACGCCUACUUUGAGCGACACUCGCCGCACUACGUGUGUCUUCUGGUGAACAGCCUGGCUAAGUUGGGCGGCGCGCCGGAAGAGAGUAACAGAGAGCGUAGCGGUGAGGGUAGCGAUAAGGGUAGCCAUAAGCGUAACGGGGUCGAAUCGGGUAACCAGGAUAGUAACGAAGCUGGUAACCAUGACGGUAACGAAGAGGGGAGUAGUGAUACCCUCAUCGCGAGCGAACAGCGCAACGCUGAUGACGGCGCGCCCGAGGGGCAGCUCCUGCCCCGCAUGGUCCAGCGAAUCCAGCAUAGACGCGCGGCAGAGUACAGCCUCGUGGGGAUGAGUCUCCUCCUGUACAACGUCUCCAAGUUCGGCCUCCAAAAGUACUACCACCUCUUCGGUCAGUUUGAAAAACACAUAGUGAAGGUAAAGAACGACCUAAACAUGAUUCAGCUACUUAAUAUAUUAAUCGCAUAUGACAAGACGUCCCUCUUGAGUUUGUCUUUUCUGGAUGAACUUUUACACAUCCGAGCACUGCAAGGUGGAGAAAAAAAUCGAAAAUGCUGUGUUCACCAUUUGGCGAGACUACUAAACGUUUCCCUUUCGUUCGUGCUCUAUACAAAAGAGAGAAGUGUGCCAACAGGGGGAAGCGAUGCGUUACGUCGCAUAGGGAAACAGGCUCUUCAUAUGUUUAUCCAGAUGUAUAGACAGCUAGACAAAUGUAGGGGGAAGGACCUUCCUUUGGUAUGCCAAACGUUAAGUAGAAAUAGAAGACUCAUCAUUAGGAGGAAGGGAGAAAGUGGCACUGUGAAUUCCCCUUAUUUGAUCUUCUCCCCCCCAAGGUGUCUUCUUACCAGCCUUUUUGAAAAAAUGACAAUCGGGGUGAAAAAAUAUAUUCACACGUACAACCAUGUGCAUCUAUCUACCAUCCUUUACUGCUACGCAAGUUACGACAUCCGAGACAGGACCGUUUUUAAUCUCAUCAAGUUGAGAUCGUUAAAAAUAUUUUCUUCCUUUGGACACAAGUCCUUUUCCUUUCUCUUCAAUGCAUUUAAACGUAUGAACAUAGAAGAUGGUGUCUUCGAAAAGUCUUGUCUGAAUAGAAUGGGACAGUUGGGUCAUUUUAGCUGCGUACAAAGUUUAUGGCUGACCCUCUCGGCCUACGCCUCCGUGAGGGAGGAGAGACAGACGGAGGACCUUUCCCGUUUGAUGUUUUCAAAUUUUAGGAAAGUCAUCUUCAGUGUCGCUUCGCCUGGUGUUGCCUCCACGGUUGUUGCUUCGUCUAGUGUCGCUUUGUCUAGUGUCGCUUUGUCUAGUGUUUCUUCGUCUAGUGUUGCUUCGUCUAGUGUUGCUUCGUCUAGUGUUGCUUCCCCUGGUGUUGCUUCCUCCGGUGUCGCUUCCCCUGGUGUCGCUUCCCCUGGUGUUGCUUCCCCUGGUGUUCCUUCGCCUCGUGUUGCUCCCCCGAACGUGGGCGAGCAGAUCGCCCGGCUGACGAGCCUCCUCACCAAGGUGCGGAAAAUCCCCCCCGGGAAGGUGCUGCACCUCCUGGCGAGUCGCUAUCCAAAUUAUGAACAUACCCUUUCAGCGGACAACUGCACAAGUCUCCUCACUUUCGUGUCAAAUCUGUGUGCCAGCCUAACCGAGAAGGAAGAGAAGCCAUCCUGGAGAAGCUACUACCAUUUUGUUAACUCCCUAACGAAAAAGAUUCUUGCAUCUAGCCAUUUGUACAGAAACAAAGAUCUGUUAAUAAACUUCCUACACGGAAGUGGGAAAACCUUCCCUUCUUUUGCUAGAUGCACCAAAGUGGACGAGAGAAAGAUGUUUUAUUUUGAGCAGAUUCUCAGAAUUGUGUUGCCACAUGUGUAUCCUUUUAUUGGCCAAAUGAACAUGGGAGAAAUUGCCGUCCUGGUGGAGUGCCUCAGCAAGGAGAACUACUCCCUGGAGGCAAUGGCCGCGGUGGGCUCGGCGAGUGACAUGCAGUUCGACGAGCUUGGGGGGGCGGUGCUGCGCCGGGUGAAGGGGCUGCUGCGCGGGGGGAAGGAGACCAACGAGGAGGAGGCAGACGUGGGGGAGACAGACGUGGGGGAGACAGACGUGGGGGAGGCAGACGUCGAUCACACCACCAUACGAAUCGCUAACGCAAUCACCGUUUGGAGGGGGUUGCUGAGUCUGGCCCUUCACGACAAGGAGGUGUUCCAAUUGAUGGUCCAACGAUGCAUACUGUCUUCGCCAUGCCUAUCGUCCGUCACGUCUUUGUCUCAAGCCAUACACUACGUAUGCGUGUACAGCACGACCAGUGAGCCCAUUCCAAAGAAGAAACACAUAGGGCUAUUACGCUUUUUACUUAACAUUGUACACAGGUUGAUGGUCAAUGAGGGGGUGCUUCAUCUCAACUGCAGAGGGGAAGACGAGGAAGACGGGGAAGCCCUUAUCUCCGAAGAGAAUUUAAGAAGAUUUUCCAAGGAACCUCUUCUGGGGAAGGCCCUCACAUCGUUAUGCGAUGCUGUUAUGAUAAUCCUGCCCCAUGUGUGCAACAUAGAGACGGAUAAACCUUCGCAGUCGUCCCACCCUUCGGAUAACGACCUUCAUUCCAUUGCCUUUCGACCCCUGAUCAGCCCUUCUUUGUUGCAUUUUUAUUUGGCCAUCUUAAAAAUAACUGAACAAGUCAGGCAAAAGGAGAAUAAUCAAUAUCAUCCAUUCCGCAGAGACGAGUUACGUGACGUAGUGGAAGAGAUACGCCAGUGCGCGUUGGGCAUUCACAUGAGCAGCGUGUACGUGGAGCUUCCCCCCUUCAGCGUGCUGGUGUUGGGUGGGGCAGCAUCCCCUUCUUAG
This is a messenger RNA of Plasmodium inui San Antonio 1, 3366 nucleotides long. RefSeq lists its product as hypothetical. Lineage: Eukaryota; Apicomplexa; Aconoidasida; Haemosporida; Plasmodiidae. The record is from RefSeq and is a predicted model, not a curated record. Bases 1 to 3366 code for a protein of 1121 amino acids. The transcript has a single exon.